CAAGUGCUGCCUAACCUUUUUGAUAUAUUUUCCAGGUGUUUGAUUGAAGUAGGAGAUGUAGCCUUUGUUAAAGACUCCACAGUCAAUGACAACACAGCCGGGGAGAGCAAACCUGCUUGGGCAGGCAACAAAACUCCUGAUGAUUUUGUGCUGUUGAAACCCGAUGGUACGCGUUGUCCAGUUACUCAAUUCAGAGAGUGUGGUUUGGCCACAGUUCCCACUCAUGCAGUAGUAACACGUCUUGAGAAACAAAAACAGGUCCAGAGUGCGUUGUGUCAGCAACAGAAGCUCUUUGGAAACAAUGGAUCACGAAAAGAUGAAUUCCAGAUGUUCCAGUCCCAAUUCAAAGAUGAUUUAUUCAAAGAUGGCACCCUGUGCUUGGUUGUUCCAAAAGAAACGACGUAUGAAGGUUUUCUUGGACAGGAUUACCUGGAAUCUAUUGCUGGACUCAAGAGUUGCUCCCCUUCAGAACUCUUGAAGGCUGGCUACUUCAUCAGUGAGGAUAACUUGCAGGAACAGCUCUCCCUGCAAUGAAACAAGAACUUGGACCCUUCAUUCUUUCUUGUCUGAACGUGGGGAUUUGUCCAGCUUACUCUUUUCUUCAAAACACCACAACAAAGUAUGCAAGCUUUUCCUCCUAUGACCUUGGUGUCAGUAGUGCAAAAUAAAGAAAAGUUAACAAUUGA
Varanus komodoensis (Komodo dragon) is the source of this 686-nucleotide messenger RNA. RefSeq names its product ovotransferrin-like. The transcript is spliced from 4 exons. Lineage: Eukaryota; Metazoa; Chordata; Lepidosauria; Squamata; Varanidae. Gene Ontology annotation, cellular component: early endosome; plasma membrane; recycling endosome. The record is from RefSeq and is a predicted model, not a curated record. Gene Ontology annotation, biological process: iron ion transport; antibacterial humoral response. The annotation marks the transcript as partial.